Messenger RNA from Acanthosepion pharaonis, 465 nucleotides. Lineage: Eukaryota; Metazoa; Mollusca; Cephalopoda; Sepiida; Sepiidae. The record is from the annotation of a GenBank genome assembly.
AUGUAUCUAUCUAUCUCAGUCUGUUUAUAUCUAUCUAUCUAUCUAUCUAUCUAUCUUGUCUGUUCAUAUCCAUCUAUCUAUCUAUCUAUCGCAGUCUGUUCAUAUCUAUCUAUCUAUCUAUCUAUCUAUCUAUCUAUCUAUCGCAGUCUGUUCAUAUCUAUCUCAUUCUGUUCAUAUCUAUGUAUCUAUCUACCUCAGUCUGUUUAUAUCUAUCUAUCUAUCUAUCUAUCUAUCUAUCUAUCUAUCUAUCUAUCUCUGUCUGUUCAUUAUCUAUCUAUCUUGUCUGUUCAUAUAUAUCUAUCUAUCUAUCUCAGUCUGUUCAUAUCUAUCUCAUUCUGUUCAUAUCUAUCUAUCUAUCUAUCUAUCUGGUCUGUUCAUAUCUAUCUAUAUAACCCUUUUGCGGACACAAAAGAGAGAGAACUAAAACCUAUAAAUGAAUGUGUGGCCUUUCUGCUGUCAGCCUAA